Molecule: messenger RNA, 607 nt
Organism: Paramecium primaurelia
Lineage: Eukaryota; Ciliophora; Oligohymenophorea; Peniculida; Parameciidae
Source: the annotation of a GenBank genome assembly
GAAUGGGAACGAUUUCCAGAGAUCAAGAAAAGAAAGGCUAGAUUAUAGAUUAAUUAAUUAAAAUAAAAAAUGGGUAUUAUUCAUAAUAUUAAGAAAAACUUGUUCAAUAAGGUGUAGAUUCUGAUCUUCGUAAGAGUAGUGAAGAUAAAGGUUAAGAACAUAAAGGAAGUUCAUUCUUAAAUUUACCAAUAAAAGAUUAAUAAUAAUUAGAUUCAUUAUCACCUGAUAUUAAAAAUAAAUAAAGCAGAGUAUUUAUAUAUUUAAUUAUUAGAAUAUAAGUUAAAAUAUAUCUAGUUUUGGAACUAGUUAAAUUAAUAAUUAUUAAAUAAGUUAAAUAGAUAAAUUUAAGAGAUUUCCAACUGAAAGAAAAGAAUAAAGAAAUAAUACAGUAGAUACUUAGAAAAAAGAAAGAGAAACUAGUCCAAAUUAAAAGAUAUUUAUCAAACAAACUACAACUAAAACAGAGAGGAAAAUGGCAUUUUUCGAAAUUGAUAAUGAUUAUAGAGAUUAUGAUCAUAUUGAUUAGAUAGCUAGUGAAGAAGUUAAGAUUGUAUUUUCCAAUAUCAUACCAAAUCUUGGACGUCAUAAAUCUACAUUAGAUCUCUGA